AUGAUCUCCAACAAUGAAGAUCGAGCGGUGGUAGAGUGUGCUGGCAAAGAUGCCACCAAGUGUGAAGAGCUUGAAGACCCCACCAAGUCUUCUGAUUCCUCCGAGGAGAAGCUUGGCCAGCAAUACGACACAACUCCCAGAGACAUCCAGAACCGUUUCGAACAUCUCCGAGGGUUGAGCGAUACCGAUAUGGCAAGUCUCAAUAAGAGCGUUGUACGAAAAAUCGAUAUGAGAAUGAUGCCUUGUAUAACGCUCAUGUUUCUCAUGAGUUAUCUCGACCGCAUCAAUGUUUCCAACGCAAGACUCAGCGGGAUGCAGGAUAACCUCCAUAUGUCAGACACCAUGUGGAACUUAGGCAUCUCAACUUUUUACAUCGGUUAUCUUGUUGGGCAAUUGCCCGGCAACUUGUGGCUGGCCAAGGCAAAUCCGAGAUGGUUUCUACCUUCGACGAUGGUAGCCUGGGGAGCGGCGACUAUCUGCACUCCCGCCCUCAAAAGUGGUGCCGGCUUCGCUGCUCUGCGAUUCUUCACCGGUCUGGCUGAAGCGCCAUUCUUUCCGGGUAUCACUCUGACCAGCUUUAGAAAUUGCCAACAUGAAGUAGUGACCUCUUCUUGGUACACUAAGGAGGAGAGUCCUCUUAGGAUGGCCAUCUGGCACGCGGGAAACACCAUAUCCAACAUCAUCUCAGGCUUCCUUGCGGCAGGAAUUCUGACUACGAUGGGUGGUGUCUCGGGUCUGUAUUCUUGGCAAUGGUUCUUUCUCAUUGAGGGAAUCGUGACGUUCCUGGUGGCUUUCUCUGCCUAUGUGCUCCUCCCAGACUGGCCCCACAACACGCGGUUUCUGACUCCUGAGGAGAGAGAUAUGGCGCAGUACCGUAUCCUGUGCUCCAAUGGAGGCAAAGAGGAAGCUGCCGGAGGCACUUGGGAUGGUCUCAGAGAUGCUGUCAAAGAUCCAUUUACCUGGAUCUUCUGCCUGUUGCAUUUCUCCCUGGUCACUGCCCAAAGUUUCAAAGACUUCUUUCCUUCGAUCGUCAACACCUUUGACUUUGGUGAACUUACAACAUACUUCAUUCAAGCUCCCCCAUAUGCAUUCGCAUUUGUGUUUGCCUACGCUGUCGCCUGGUCCUCAGGUCGGAACCAAGAGUCUUUCUGGCAUAUCGUCCUGCCUAUCAUUGGCAGUGCGGUCGGCUGUGCAGUUCUGAUCUCGACCAUGAACAUCGGAGCUCGUUACUUUGGUCUUUUCCUUCUUAUUUCCGGCACUUACAACGGCCUUAAUCUGCAGCUGUCGUGGGAAACAACUGUCGUUCCUGCCCCUCGAAGCAAGAAGGCCGCACUCAUUGCAAUCGCCAACUGUAUCAGCCAAGUCAGUCACUGGUUUAGUCCCUACUUCUGGCCGCGUUCGCAAGAGCCUUUCUACAGACUAGGCGGCGGUCUUGUACUGGUGGGUUGCGCUCUGGUGAUUAUGUCAGCUGGCCUGGCUAAGUGGCGUGCGAUUCGACUGAACAAGAAACUGGAUGAAGCUGAGGGCUACUCCGAGAGCUCGGGGGUCGAAAGGGGUUGGCGAUACAUGUACUGAGAGACUUGCGAGC
Colletotrichum acutatum is the source of this 1588-nucleotide messenger RNA. RefSeq names its product major facilitator superfamily transporter. Gene Ontology annotation, biological process: transmembrane transport. The transcript has 5 exons. Gene Ontology annotation, cellular component: membrane. The record is from RefSeq and is a predicted model, not a curated record. Bases 1 to 1575 code for a protein of 524 amino acids. Gene Ontology annotation, molecular function: transmembrane transporter activity. Lineage: Eukaryota; Fungi; Ascomycota; Sordariomycetes; Glomerellales; Glomerellaceae.